Messenger RNA from Pantherophis guttatus, 2140 nucleotides. It is a transcript of the gene TRAF4, whose product is annotated as TNF receptor associated factor 4. Gene Ontology annotation, molecular function: tumor necrosis factor receptor binding; zinc ion binding; ubiquitin protein ligase binding. Gene Ontology annotation, cellular component: plasma membrane signaling receptor complex. NCBI's taxonomy places the organism in Eukaryota, Metazoa, Chordata, Lepidosauria, Squamata, Colubridae. The record is from RefSeq and is a predicted model, not a curated record. Gene Ontology annotation, biological process: activation of NF-kappaB-inducing kinase activity; regulation of apoptotic process; positive regulation of JNK cascade.
CGGCGCUGGGCGGGGGUCGGCGGGGCCUCGGCCGGCCAGGGCAGCGGCCGAGCGGGCAUCGUGGCCGGAGGAGCCGCCGGAGCCAUGCCGGGCUUCGACUACAAGUUCCUGGAGAAGCCGAAGCGGCGGCUGCUGUGCCCGCUGUGCGCCAAGGCCAUGCGGGAGCCGGUGCGCGUCUCCACCUGCGGGCACCGCUUCUGCGACACCUGCCUCCAGGAGUUCCUCAGUGAAGGCGUCUUCAAGUGUCCGGAGGACCAGCUGCCCCUCGACUACGCCAAGAUUUACCCAGACCCUGACCUGGAGGCCCAGGUGCUGAGCCUGACCAUCAGGUGCAUCCACAGUGAGGAGGGCUGUCGUUGGAGUGGAACCAUCCGCCAUUUGCAGGCCCACCUGGGGACCUGCAGCUUCAACGUGGUGCCCUGCCCCAACCGCUGUGGGGCCAAGCUGAGCCGCCGCGACCUGCCCCCCCACCUGCAGAACGACUGUCCCCAGAGGCACCUCCAGUGCGAAUUCUGCCGAGCCGACUUCACGGGGGAAGCCUUCGAGAACCACCAGGGUCUCUGCCCCCAGGAGAGCGUCUACUGUGAAAACAAGUGUGGGGCGCGCAUGAUGCGUCGGCUGCUGUCCCAGCACAUGCUGGCCGAGUGCCCGAAGCGCACCCAGCCCUGCAGCUACUGUGCCAAGGAGUUCCUCUACGACACCAUCCAGAACCACGAGUACCAGUGUCCCCGCUACCCCGUGCCCUGUCCAAAUCAGUGCGGGGUGCCCAAUAUUGCCCGAGAGGACCUGAGUGGGCACCUGAAGGACAACUGCUCCACCGCGCUGGCCCUCUGCCCCUUCAAGGAGGCCGGCUGCAAACACCGGUGCCCCAAAGUGUCCUUGGGCCGCCACCUGGACGAGAACACCAAGCUGCACCUGGGCCUGAUGGGUGCGUUGGUGGCCCGGCAGCGUCAAGAGCUGGUCGAGCUGCGCCGCGAGGUGGAGGAACUGGCGGUGGGAAGCGACGGCGUGCUGAUCUGGAAGAUCGCCGACUACGCCCGGAAGCUGCAGGAGGCCCGGCUGCGGAGCAAUUACGAGUCCUUCAGCCCCCCCUUCUACACCCACCGCUACGGGUACCGGUUGCAGGUGUCGGUCUUCCUCAACGGCAACGGCAGUGGCGAGGGCAGCCACCUCUCGGUCUACAUUCGGGUGCUGCCCGGCCAGUACGACAACCUGCUGGAGUGGCCCUUCGCCUACCGGGUCACCUUCUCGCUGCUGGACCAGAGCGACCCCUCCCUCUCCAAGCCCCAGCACAUCACCGAGACCUUCCUGCCGGACCCCACCUGGAAAAACUUCCAGAAGCCGGGCACGGGGCGCACCUCCCUGGACGAGAGUCUGCUGGGCUUCGGGUACCCCAAGUUCAUCUCGCACGAGGAUAUCAAGAAGCGCAACUACGUGCGCGACAACACCGUGUUCAUCAAGGCCUCGGUGGAGAUCCCGCCCAAGAUCAUUUCCUGAGUGGGUUGCCGACCGAGGGACCCAGGAGUGGCAGGGUGAAGCCCCCCACCCACUUGGGUUCCCCCACUUUGGAAGAACGGUUCUGCUUUUGAUAACGCUUUUCUUCCUGAUCUGCCUUUCUGCUUCGGAUUGUCCCCCCUCCCUGUGUGGAAAUGGUGCUAAUUGCUACAGGUUCGGGCUCGGGUCCAGCCUGGCUUGGGGAGGGGGGGUGUCUCAUUCUUCCCAGGAGCAGCUGGGCUGCCUCUGCGACCCCAUUUUCUCCCCAAGCACCCUUUGGGUCUCUGCCAACCCCUGUGCUGGGGAACGUCAGGAAACCUGCUGGGUGCAGACCACAUCGGGGCCUUCCAGAUAGGGAGGUGCCCCCACUUUCCGUAGAACAGCUUGGAUGGGGGUGAAGGCUGGCACCCCCAAAUCUUCCUUCGGGGUCCACGUUUGGACUGCUGUCCUGGACCUAUUCAGAGACCGCUGGGGUCUCCCCACCCCAUCAUUCAAGAGCCAUAUUAUUGCCGGUGGGCCUUUUUGCCUGGGGGAGGGGAACUGCUCACCUGGCCACGGGGAUGUAGCCGCAAUCACUACUCCUCUCUCCCUUUUUCAGAGUUACAUUUUUCUGUCUUUUUAAUAAAUCGUUCCUUGUAUUUAUUAA